This is a messenger RNA of Parasteatoda tepidariorum (common house spider), 1895 nucleotides long. It is a transcript of the gene Dip-C, whose product is annotated as dipeptidase C. Gene Ontology annotation, molecular function: manganese ion binding; metalloaminopeptidase activity. NCBI's taxonomy places the organism in Eukaryota, Metazoa, Arthropoda, Arachnida, Araneae, Theridiidae. The record is from RefSeq and is a predicted model, not a curated record.
AAGGUGAUGUGAUAUUUUUAAUAAACAAACAAGCUAGUUGUCAUUUUUUACAUUUUUACCGAACUGGUAUUUUUCGUGGUUAGUUUUUAAUCGGAAUAAAAUUUUUCUUUAAUCGCUUGUGAGUUGCUGUGGGUAUUAUAAGGAACUGAAAGAAAAUAAGAGUGUCUAAUCUAUUAAAUUAUCACAGUCUUAUCACUUUCAAGAUAAAUCUUGCACAAUAUUAGGUAUCUUUCGAUUGAGGUUUCUUUUCAAAUAAACUAUAUUAAAAUUUGAAUACGCAUUUUGGUGUUCUAAAUAUUGAAGCAGGAGUUGGGAUUUCAAGUAUUUGUGUAGCUGCUAAAUAUUAUUGACAAUGUUUUCUUUGGGGUUGCGCACUUUGCCAGUUUCGAUGAAUCUCCAUAUGCUUAACCGUAAGCGUGUUUGCCAGGAACUGAAGAAGCUUAAUUUGGGGAAAAGCAUUAUUGUUCUUGAAGGCGGUGAUUCCAAAACGAGAUAUUGUACAGAUCAUGAAGAGUUGUUUCGGCAGGAAUCUUUUUUUCACUGGGCGUUUGGAGUUUUGGAACCUGGUUGUUUUGGAGCCAUAGACGUAAACAGUUUCCGUUCUUAUCUCUUUUUCCCUAAACUUCCUGAGAGUUAUGCAGUUUGGAUGGGAAAGCUACAUACUUUGGAUCAUUUUAAAAAUCGAUAUUCAGUUGAUGAAGUCCAUUAUGUAAAUGAUAUCGCGGCUGUUUUGAAAUCUUUGGCACCAGAUGUACUCCUUACUCUAAAAGGUAUCAAUAGUGAUAGUGGAAAUGAGACGCAUGAAGCUGUAUUUGAGGGAAUCUCCGAUUUUAAAGUCGAUAAUACAAGUCUUUACCCAAGAAUGGUCGAAUGUCGAGUCAUUAAAACUCCACUUGAACUAGAAGUUCUUCGAUAUGUUAACAAAUUGAGCAGUGAUGCACACAAAGUGGUAAUGCAAGAAAUUAGACCAGGAAUGAAGGAAUACCAGUUAGAAAGUAUCUUUAAACAUCAUUGUUAUCGAAAUGGAGGAGCUCGUCAUGUGUCUUACACGUGCAUAUGUGGAAGUGGAAAUAAUGGAGCAACAUUGCAUUACGGUCAUGCUGGUGCCCCUAAUGAUAAGACUGUGGAAGAUGGAGAUAUGUGUCUUUUUGACAUGGGAGGAGAGUAUUAUUGCUAUGCCUCUGAUAUUACCUGCUCAUUUCCCGCAAAUGGCAAAUUUAGAAAAGAUCAGAAACUUAUCUACAAUGCUGUCUUAGCAUCCAGUAGAGCUGUCUUCAAAGAAGUAAAACCUGGUGUGAACUGGGUUGAGAUGCAUAAGUUGGCUGAUCGGGUUCAUUUGGAAGAAUUGAAAAAAGGUGGUUUGCUGAAGGGAGAUAUUGAGGAAAUGAUGUCUGUUCGCUUGGGAGCGAUCUUCAUGCCCCACGGUUUAGGUCACUUUAUGGGAAUAGAUACUCAUGAUGUAGGAGGUUAUCUUGAAGGUUCACCCCCACGACCAGCCGAGGACGGAUUAAAGAGUCUACGUACCGCCAGAGAUUUGGCUGCUGGUAUGGUAAUAACAGUGGAGCCAGGGAUAUACUUCAUUGACUGUUUGCUGGAUAAAGCUUUGAACGAUCCAAAACUAGCAAAAUUCCUCGUGCCAGACGUUAUUGAAAAAUUCAGAGGAUUCGGUGGGGUGCGAAUUGAAGAUGAUAUUGUAAUAACUGAAGAUGGUAUGGAGUUGAUGACAGAUGUGCCACGAACCGUUGAAGAAAUCGAAGCACUAAUGGCUGAAAAGAAGUAACAUUCCUUAUUAAAUACUUUUGAUUGUGUCAGGUCAUAUUUUGUUAAAAAGAAAAAUUGUUUAUUGCUGUUAAGCAGACUCAGGUCUGUUUUAAUAAAUUAUAUUUUCAGAAAAA